Molecule: messenger RNA, 1287 nt
Organism: Sphenostylis stenocarpa
Lineage: Eukaryota; Viridiplantae; Streptophyta; Magnoliopsida; Fabales; Fabaceae
Source: the annotation of a GenBank genome assembly
AUGAGUGCGUAUUUGAUCGCAGCCAUUUAUCUGUUUGUGGUGUUUCUGUCAUCAUCGACGGUGUUCGGGUCCGAGGGGGAUGAAGUCUAUGCCAAAGAGAUUCUGGGCGCAGCACAGAAGGAGAAGGAAUGGUUGGUUUCAGUGAGAAGGCAAAUCCACGAACACCCAGAACUGGCUUUCCAAGAACACAACACAAGUUCUCUUAUACGCACUCAACUUCACAAACUUGGCAUACCUUACACAUACCCAGUUGCCAAGACCGGCGUCGUUGCGCAAGUUGGCUCGGGUUCCCGCCCCAUCAUUGCUAUUCGUGCUGAUAUGGAUGCACUCCCGUUGCAGGAGCUUGUUGAGUGGGAACACAAGAGCAAAAUUGACGGCAGAAUGCAUGCCUGUGGACAUGAUGCUCACACCACCAUGCUACUUGGGGCUGCAAAGUUGCUUAGCCAGCGCCAAGAUAAGCUUAAGGGAACUGUAAGACUUAUUUUCCAACCUGCUGAGGAAGGAGCUAAAGGUGCCUCUCAAAUGAUAAAGGAAGGGGUGCUUCAAGAUGUAGAAGCAAUUUUUGCAUUACAUAUUGAUCCUACAACCCCUACUGGAGCUAUAGCAUCCAUUCCAGGUGCAUUGACUGCUGCUGGAUGCCAGUUUGAGGCAAAAAUUGAAGGAGUAGGUGGUCAUGCUGCAGCGCCCCACAUGAAUGUAGAUCCAGUGCUGGCUACAUCAUUCGCAAUUUUGGCACUGCAACAGCUUGUCUCAAGAGAAACUGAUCCUCUUCACAGUCAAGUGAUAUCAGUUACUUUUGUCAAAGGUGGAACUGCAUUUAACGUGAUUCCCUCCUAUGUGAAAUUUGGAGGCACAAUUAGGAGCCUGACAACUGAAGGCAUGUACCAUUUCAGACAGCGAUUAAAGGAGAUUAUUGAAGGGCAGGCAGCUGUGCACAGAUGUAAUGCUUAUGUUGAUUUCAAAGAAGAGUACUUCACCCCAUAUCCUGCUGUUGUUAAUGACAAUGAUCUGCAUCUCCAUGUGGAAAGAGUUGGCCAACUUCUGCUUGGUCCAGACAAUGUUCGUGAAGCCAAGAAGGUGAUGGCAGGUGAAGACUUUGCAUUUUUUCAACAAUUGAUUCCCGGAGCAUUGUUUUCCAUUGGAAUCAGAAAUGAAAAAGUGGGAGCAAUUCACUCUCCACAUUCCCCUUUCUUCUUUCUGGAUGAGGAAGCUCUUCCAAUAGGGGCAGCUCUGCACACUGCCCUUGCUGAGUUGUAUUUAAAUGAGCAUAAGCAUGCUGUUCAUUGA